AUGAGCGCUCCCGCGAUUCGCCACGGCGGCCCAUCAGGGCGUCUCCCGACACGACAGGGGCACCACUUUAUGCUUACGGCGGAGCCUCCAGGGCGGCCAUUUGCCACUUCUGCAACUACCCCAAAUGUCCCUAAAACGACCCUGCCGUCGUACCCCGGCAUGCACCGCUUGUACUCGCGACCCUUUCGAGGCGAGCCGCAAUUUUUAGGUGUCUCCUCCUCUUCCCACAUCUUGCCGUCCACGUUGCAUGGCCAGGAGGAUCGGCGGUGGAACUCGAUGCGGUCACAUUCUCACCGUCCACCGUUGCUGAGCUUGCGAGGAAGACCGCCGCAGCUGCAACCGCUUUUGGCCCCAAGCGCGCCGGCAAUCGGUUUCGCUCGUCAGGCCUCGUCCACUAGCGAAAUGCAGAUGCCAAGAACGUCAGAGCACCAGUCUCCAAUCCCGUUGCGCAACUUUGGCAACACGUGCUACAUGAAUGCAACCAUACAAUGUAUCCUGCAUUCUCCGUGGCUUUUCUCAAGUUUAGCAGAGGCAAAUGCAUGGUCAAAGCGGCGUCUGGCGACUUCGGCUCUGUUGGAGUUGGGCGCGGCAAGGGUUGAUGCCCCCGGGCAGCUGCUUCUCACCGUCAAGGGCGAGGCGGCAAAAUUCAACGCGGAGUUUCAGGACAAUGGCCAGUCGGAUGCUCAUGAAUUUCUUCGGACAUUUCUCUUUGUAGUGCACAGUGAAAUAAACACCAGUGGUGGGCAUAAUACACCGUAUGAGGAGCUCAAGGAGGUCGAAAAUGAAAGCGAAGAAGAGGCCAUGCGACGCUGGCAAGAGCACUAUCUUCGUGUUGACAAUUCCAUCAUAUAUGAUUUGUUUGGUGGUGUGAUGCGCUCAAGAUGCGUCUGCUCCUCCUGUGGCAAGGUAUCCCUGACAUUUGACCCAUUCCUCGACCUCUCACUUCCGAUGAUUCCCGGUGCGAGGAAGGCCGCAACAAUUGAGUCCAUGCUGAAGAUUAGCUUUGAUGAGGCGGAAGAGAAAUUGCGUGGGGGCAAUCAGUUGCUUUGCGCGCGUUGUAGACGACUGCGAAACGGGACACGCAGCGUAAAAAUCAUACGGUGGCCCAAAAUUUUAGUGUUGCAUUUAAAGAGAUUUGACGACACAGGGAAAAAGAACUCAGAACCCGUCGUGUUUCCGGAGUCUUUCAUGACGCACGACAACAGUCCAAUGCAAUACCAAUUGUACGGUGUUGUCUGUCACAGCGGAUCGGAAAACUGGGGGCACUACACUAGUUACGUGCGCACGUUGUCAGGACGCUGGUAUCACUGCAACGACGCAGUAAUUAGUUUGUCAACUGUCACUGAGGCUAUGCAGGCAUUGACAACAGCGUAUAUUUUAUUUUAUUCUGUAAAGUAG
Molecule: messenger RNA, 1398 nt
Organism: Trypanosoma cruzi
Lineage: Eukaryota; Euglenozoa; Kinetoplastea; Trypanosomatida; Trypanosomatidae
Product: ubiquitin hydrolase, putative
Exons: 1
Coding region: 1-1398 (465 amino acids)
Biological process (GO): protein deubiquitination
Molecular function (GO): cysteine-type deubiquitinase activity
Source: RefSeq, a predicted model, not a curated record